Molecule: messenger RNA, 363 nt
Organism: Sclerotinia sclerotiorum 1980 UF-70
Lineage: Eukaryota; Fungi; Ascomycota; Leotiomycetes; Helotiales; Sclerotiniaceae
Exons: 1
Coding region: 1-363 (120 amino acids)
Source: RefSeq, a predicted model, not a curated record
AUGGAGCAUGCCAAAACCGAAACUUCAUUCACAGCUAUUCAAGACUCAAUUCUUUCUAUCCAAAAAUAUCAGAGGGAGCAUCUUAGCCACAAAAAGCAGUUUGAGGCUAUUGAAAAGGAAGAUAACAAGCGUCAAAGGCUUGCAUUGCUAGACUGGCUCGCUGCCACGGAUCCAAUACUCGAUCAUGAGACUGCGGUGGCUAUGCGAGCCGAUUAUUCCUCCUCGGGCAAUUGGAUUUUAAAAGAGUGUAAGACAAAAGGGUGGCUUGAUCCGCAGCAGUCAACUACCCCGCUCUUAUGGAUUAAUGGCAUUCCCGGAGCAGGUGGUGCAACAAAUCUACUCUAUUUACGAUUUGUGGACUAA